AUGAUUAAAGAAAAGUACCUCGUAUUAAACUUUUGCAAAGGAGGAGCGUUCGGUGAGGUAUUUUUUGGCAAACAUAUAGUUAAAGAAUAUGAGGUUGCUAUUAAAUUUGUAAGAUUUUAUGAUGGGAAAAUUAUUAAUUAGAGCGAUGAUAAGAACAUAGAGGCUAAAAGACAAUACGAAAAUGAAGUCGAAGUUAUGAAAGCAAUAAAAAGAAUGGCUGGCUUAAGAGUAAAUGGAUAUUUAUCUGAUAAGAAGCUCAACUAUAUUAUCAUGCCAAAGUAUGAUUUGGAUUUGGAGCGACUAUUCGUUCAAUAUAAGAGAAAAUUCAAAAUGGAGACUGUUAUUACGAUUGGCCUUUAAGUCCUAGAGAGGCUGGAAAUAAUGCACAGCUGUGGCUUUAAAGGGACACCCUAUUUUGCUUCAAAUAACUAGCUAUUAAAAGGUAAAUUAGGGGCUCGGGAUGAUAUCGAAUCUUUGAUUUACAUUCUGAUUUAUUUUUGCCAAGGGUACUUGCCCUGGGCUAGGAAUGUUUAAGUAUUAGGGGAAGAGAUCCAGGCUUAACUUGAAGUUUAACAUGUAAUAUCAUGCCGAGACCCAGACACUUUAUGCACAGAUUUAGAUCCUGAAUUCAAUGCAAUGCUAACCUACAUAUAAACAGUUAACUUACCAAUCGAAAAUAGAAAUACUGUGUAAAUGGAUUCAGUUCAAAUUGAUUUUAAUGAAAAGAAUCAACCACUUGUUUAAAUGAAUAAAAAGAUUAUAAAUCACUAGUCUUAGAAGCAUAAUGAGUAAUUUUUGGCAUAAAACGAGCAAUUAAUGCCACAUGUUGCUAAAAAAAAGAAAAGACCUUCAAAUUUCUCAUUAAGUCCUCUAAAGAAAAUAAAUACUGGGGCUUUGAAUUCAAAAAGAAGUUAAACAAAAAAGAAAAAAAGAGGCUCCUCAAAGCAGCUAUAGCUUCAAUUAGUCAAUUAGGCAUCGAUGAGUGAAUAAAACUCCAAUUUAGAAAAUGAUCCAAAAAGAUAAUAUUAAUAAAUGCAAUCUGAGUAGCAGAUUUCCUUGCAUAAUAAAAACAAAAACCUAUAAAUUCCUACAACUCUAUAAAAUCAAAACCUAAAUAACCGUGAAAUAAAUGUUAUUAAUGAGAAUUUUGAGAAAAUAAAAAACGAAGAUUUCUAAAAAUAAAGGCUGAACACAGAUGAUUCUAAGUCUGGUGACAUUAUGGAUUAAGAAACGGAGGAAAAUAGUUAAAUGCUUAGUAUUCCGCAAAGUAGUGUCUUUAAUGUUAAUAACCUCAAGCACAUUAACCUUUAAAAUCAAACUAAUCGAGAAAAGAUUUAAUCCUCCUAAGAGGAUAUAUUAAAAAGGUAUAAUUCUAAUAAAAGAUGA
Messenger RNA from Stylonychia lemnae, 1386 nucleotides. The record is from the annotation of a GenBank genome assembly. NCBI's taxonomy places the organism in Eukaryota, Ciliophora, Spirotrichea, Sporadotrichida, Oxytrichidae.